CUGCUGAUCACAUCCAUCUGGAUCCUGGGAUUGCGAGGUCAACAGCAUCCCGGACUGAAGAGCGACUGGAUCGGACGCACGCGACCAUCUCGCUCGUCUGCUUCUCGUUCCAUGCACCGACAACCUUGUCCAGCACCUCUUUGCGUCGCCCUGUGAUAUACACCUUGGCGCCCGCACUAGCGAGCCCCUGCGCAAUCAUGAGCCCGAUGCCCGUUCCGCCGCCUGUGACGAGCGCGACGAGGCCCGUCAGGUCGUAGAUGCUUUGGAGAGCAGAAGCUGACAUGGUCCUGGUAAUUCGCAGAUGGAUGGAUCAAGAAGAAUUGCUCGAGAUCUCAGGACUUAUAAUCCGGUUAUGUUCGGUCCGUGGUCCGCCUCAACCUGUAUGCACAACAGUGGUUGAUGCUUGAUCCACUUGGAGUAUUUCGGCAGUCCAGGCAGGAAAUGCGGGUGAAGAUGUCUGGGAGCCGCGACAUCGAAGGUUGUGGAGACGUGGAGUGUGUGGAGCAGGAAGAGGAGUGUGUUACUGCAAGAAAACAGAAACUGAGGCGGGCCGGUUCUACUGGGCAUGUGAUGCUCACGGUAACGUGUAUCCGAGCUUGUACCUUGUACAACAGUCAAUCCAUUCUACUCGAGUAGACUGUAUGAAACGGAGCGUGCGCCACGCUCUACCUGUAGGAACUGAGGAUGGGCGCGUAGUUGACGCGGGUUGUACGCGAGGAUUGGAGAUGUCACGCGCACGAUGACGUCGGGUAAUCACAACCGCGUCCGAGUCAUCGUAUCGGGCAAUCGAACUCUCUGCAGGCUUCACCCACGUCCAGCGCCUGGUAUGUUCCUGUCCCGCUCUGCACGACUCAGUCUGCGAUUGCAAACCAAAGGUUUCAACCGUACCCACAGAAAUAUGAGCACCACAUCGAACCUUCUGGACUACAGCUCGAAUGUGACCGCAGGACUCUCGCGAGUUACGGAGGGUAUCUUGACCUCCGGACAAGGAUCCUAUGUGCAGUACGACAAUGGCCGCAAAAUGUUGGACUUCAGCUGUGGGAUCGGUGUCACUAACCUGGGCCACUGUCAUCCCAAGGUCAGCAAAGCCGCCGCCGACCAAUGCAUGAACGUUGUACAUGUGCAGUGCAGCAUCGCGUUCCACGAGCACUACCUCCGCCUCGUCCAAAAACUACUGCCUCUGAUGCCCGAUCCGUCGCUUGACUCGUUCUUCUUCUGGAACUCAGGAUCUGAGGCGGUCGAGGCCGCCAUCAAAGUAGCUCGGAUGGUCACAGCACGCCAGAAUAUCAUCUGCAUGCAAGGUGCUUAUCACGGACGUACAUUCGGUGCAAUGGCGGUGACUCGGAGCAAGACCAUCUACUCGAAAGGAGUCCUGCCUGUCAUGCCGGGUGUAUUCACCAUGCCUUAUCCGUUCUGGCAUCAGCUGGGACAGCCCUCCGACAAACCUGAAUCGGAGCUCGUAUCUCAGUGUCUUUACCAGCUCGAUCUCCUCCUCCAGCAGCAGACCGCGCCGACGGAUACCGCGGCUAUCAUCAUCGAGCCAGUCCUGGGCGAGGGAGGCUAUGUGCCGGCCCCCGCAUCUUUCUUACGCGGACUGCGAGAAGUAUGCGACAAGCAUGGCAUCAUGCUCAUCAUCGACGAGGUGCAGAGCGGAUUCGCGCGCACAGGCACCUUCUUCGCGAUCGAAGGGAGUGGUGUCCGACCGGAUAUCAUGAUCAUGGCCAAGGGUCUGGCUAACGGAUUCCCGCUGAGCGGCAUCGUGAGCAGGAAAGAGGUCAUGGACAAGAUGCCGGUUGGCUCCAUGGGUGGAACGUACGCUGGAAAUGCCGUCUCUUGUGCCGCAGCAUGCGCUGUUGUGGACGUAAUGCAGGAGGAAAAUAUCCUGGCGAAUGUGAACGCUCGUUCGUCCGAACUUUUCGCGGCACUCGACGAUGUCAAAGCAGCUAACCCGUCGACUGUCCUGGACGUCCGUGGCCGAGGGCUCAUGGUCGCAGUCGAAUUCGAAGGCAAGGGAAUGGCUGCCCGGGUGGCCAAGAAGUGCAUCGAAAAAGGAAUGAUCCUCCUCACGACCAGUGUCUACGAAGUCGUGCGGUUCAUUCCGCCGUUGAACAUUUCCAAGGAAGAUCUAGCCAAGGGUGCAGCAAUCUUCAAGGAUGCAGUCGACGAAGCGGUGAAGGAGGCGUGAGGGAUUAGGGAUUGAACUCAUACAUGCUGUAUGAUACCAAACGGAAAUUAUUCGAGGAUUUGUUUGCAAAA
Messenger RNA from Mycena citricolor, 2256 nucleotides. The record is from the annotation of a GenBank genome assembly. Lineage: Eukaryota; Fungi; Basidiomycota; Agaricomycetes; Agaricales; Mycenaceae.